CAACAACAGUUGACCAUAGUGCUUAAAAAAACCGAACUGAACUUGGGGAACUAAACCCUAAGGAACUAACCCCUGGGAACUAAUCGAAGGAAAUAAACCCCGCCACGGGACUAAACCCCACGGCCACGGCACUAAAGCCAUGCAGGGAACUAAACCCACGGCACUAAACCAAGGGCACUAAACCCAGGGAACUAAACCCCACGGCACUUAACCCAGGGAACUAAACCAACGUACGGAACUCCCACUCUUCUCCAGCCCUCCGUGCGGCAGCAGUCUGCUGGUCGCGUCGCUUCCCGUUUCUUAACUCCGCUCUGUGAGGAGCGAUCAGCAGCUCGUCUCCUGAGCUUCUCACCAUGCCCGGUUGGGAGGACUUUGGAUCCAGCCCCGCUACUCACGCCAGUUAGACGGAGUGAGGGGAUCUGAACUCUGAAGCGAUCUGAAGUGAUCUGAAGUGACCUGAAGCGGUCGUUAUUUCUUCACGAUGCCUGAGAUCUCCAAGAUGAAGAAGCCGGACGUGAAGGUGGUGAUCCUGGGGGACAUGAACGUGGGGAAGACCUCGCUGCUCCACCGGUACACGGAGCGGAAGUUCAGAGACACCAUCAGCACCGUCGGAGGGGCGUUCUACCUCAAGCAGUGGGGGCCCUACAACAUCUCCAUCUGGGACACGGCAGGCCGGGAGCAGUUCCACGGCCUGGGCUCCAUGUACUGCCGGGGCGCGGCCGCCGUCAUCCUGACCUACGACGUGACCAGCUGGCAGAGUCUGGCGGAGCUGGAGGAGCGUUUCCUGUCGCUGACCGACACCGCCAACCACGACUGCAUCUACGCCAUCGUGGGCAACAAGGCCGACCUCACGGACCCCCGCGCCCAGCUGCCCGCAGACCCCCAGAGCCCCGCCGAGGGCGGCGAGCCCGGGACGGGGCCCCGGGUCCCCUCGGCCUGCCCCACCCCCCCGGCCUCCCCCCUCUCCCCCGGCUCGCCACCCCAGCAGGUGGGCCGCGAGGAGGCGGCGGCGCUGUACGGCCGCGUUCUGCGCUACAAGGGGCUGGACGAGGGCAGCAGCCUGCCGGCCGACAGGAUGUGCUUCGAGACCAGCGCCCGGACGGGCUACAACGUGGACCUGCUGUUCGAGACGCUCUUCGACCUGGUUCUGCCCUCCAUCCUGAGGAAGAGGACGGAGAACCAGCGCUCGCCCACCGUCGACCUGGAGGACUACUGCGAACCCCCCGGCAGGAGGAGGGGCUGCUGCUAGGGCAGCCCUACUGACACUGGACCCCCGGCGGACCUGGACCCCCGGCGGACCUAGACCCCCGGCGGACCUGGACCCCCGGCGGACAUUGACCCCCAAGACCGCCUGCUGGGACGUGGUCCUUUCAUUUUUUUCUAGCCAAUCCACACACAUACACUUACACGUGCACGCACACACACACACGCACACACAGUGCAGAGUUAUUUAAAAAAAAUCGAUAUUUAGUUGUCUAUCAACUGUUGAAGGGUGUGAAGGACCAGUCCACGUCGUGGGGGGUCUCUCUGGCUUCUGAACCCCCCCUGGGGACCAAAGGAGGGUUAGUGGGGGGGAGGGAGGGGGGAGUUUAUUCUAAAGUAUAUUUGUUCCUACAAUGCGUGAAUGAGUGCACUAAUUGUUCUGUAGUUUCUUGGGUGGGUGUCGUCUGAAGUCCUGUUGCUUUGGAUUUACACAGGCUGACGUCAUUAUUAACUUAGGAGUUGUUCCUUCAUGGUUCCUACAUUUCAGAGACUCACAAUCUGCACUACUUGAUAAUUAUGCAUAUCCCUGUUUUGUAAGAUGCUAUGAUAAUAAAGAUUUCUAUUUUAAAAUAA
Gadus macrocephalus (Pacific cod) is the source of this 1836-nucleotide messenger RNA. RefSeq names its product RAB20, member RAS oncogene family (gene rab20). NCBI's taxonomy places the organism in Eukaryota, Metazoa, Chordata, Actinopteri, Gadiformes, Gadidae. Gene Ontology annotation, cellular component: endomembrane system. The transcript has 2 exons. Gene Ontology annotation, molecular function: GTP binding; GTPase activity. The coding region runs from base 482 to 1249 and encodes 255 amino acids. The record is from RefSeq and is a predicted model, not a curated record. Gene Ontology annotation, biological process: intracellular protein transport.